Messenger RNA from Gambusia affinis (western mosquitofish), 2876 nucleotides. It is a transcript of the gene tpra1, whose product is annotated as transmembrane protein, adipocyte asscociated 1. Gene Ontology annotation, molecular function: G protein-coupled receptor activity. The record is from RefSeq and is a predicted model, not a curated record. Lineage: Eukaryota; Metazoa; Chordata; Actinopteri; Cyprinodontiformes; Poeciliidae. The coding region runs from base 197 to 1360 and encodes 387 amino acids. The transcript has 11 exons. Gene Ontology annotation, cellular component: plasma membrane. Gene Ontology annotation, biological process: G protein-coupled receptor signaling pathway.
AGGUGACCGAACGGGAAAUUUGGUCGAGGAAAGUGCUCUGGAGACGCAGCUAUGUCUCAGAUAAAUGAUCGAUGUCUUGAAUGUUUACCGCGGAUGCAACAUUGGAUCUAGCUUAUGUUUGAAUCAGAUUUCUGACUGCGAUAUUUUGGAGAGAUUACGUUCUUUAAACCGAGUCUUCUGAAAGGGAACUGACAACAUGCUAGCCACGGUGACUGCUGUGGUUACAUUGGCUCAGUACAAUGACACAGUGUCACCUACACCUCUGGAGAACACAUCUGUAUUCCCAACUGAAGGUCAAGCCAACAUCACCAAGCCUCACAAAUGUCUACAAGUCCUAUAUGAAGAUAUCGGAGACUCCAGGGUGCGCUUCUGGGACAUCCUGCUGCUGGUGCCAAAUGUGGCUUUUUUCAUAUUCUUGAUGUGGAAGCUUCCUUCAGCGAGGGCAAAAAUUCGACUCACUUCCAGCCCUAUUUUUGUCACCUUCUACUUGCUGGUCUUUGUUGUCGCAGCAGUUGGAAUCACUCGCGCUAUUGUUUCCAUGACUGUCAGCGCAUCCAGUGCAGCCACCAUUGUGGACAAAGUGCUGUGGGAAAUCACCCGCUUCUUCCUGCUUGCUAUUGAGCUCAGCGUCAUCAUCCUGGGACUCGCCUUUGGUCACUUAGAGAGCAAGUCUAGUAUAAAGCGUGUGUUGGCUAUUACUGCAGUGUUGGCAUUGGCAUACUCUAUUACACAGGGAACAUUAGAGAUACUGUAUCCAGAUAGUCAUCUGUCUGCUGAGGACUUUAACAUCUACGGUCAUGGAGGACGGCACUUCUGGUUAGCCAGUUCCUGCUUCUUCUUCUUGGUUUACUCUCUGAUUGUUGUCCUUCCUAAAACCCCAGUAAGAGAAAGGAUAUCACUGCCAUCCAAAAGGAGUUUCUACGUGUACGCAGCUAUCCUGUCUUUGCUGAACUUUGUUCAGGGUUUGGGCAGCGCUUUGCUGUGUGCUGGGAUUAUACAAGGACUUUGCUGCGUGGAUGUCACCACCUUCCUGUAUUUUUCUGCCUUUGCUCCGCUCAUUUAUAUCACAUUCCUCAAAGGAUUCUUUGGUUCGGAGCCAAAGAUCCUGUUCUCCUACAAAUCACAGGUGGAUGAACCGGAUGAAAGCGACGUCCACCUUCCUCCAACCGUCGCCGCGACCCUUGGCCGCAAGGACUUCACCGACCAGGGCCUGUACUACUCUUCCACCCAGAUAGAUGGGGCCGGUCCCGGCAGCUCUCGCGUGGUCGGAGCGUACCUGGACGAUGUCGCGUCGGGACCCUAUGGGUCGAACAGCAUCAACAGCAUCGAAGCCGACCGUUGGAGACCUAUCAAUGUGUGAAAGGAUUCACGGCCACACUGCUGAAGUAUUGUGUGGACGAAAAGAGUUUGGCAGGACGAAAAGAGUUUGGCGGGACGGAGAUCAGAGAAGUGUUGCUGAGCCAGUUGCCUGAACAACAAGAAACUAUGAUCUUGGCCUUUCUUUGAUGCCAGAAUAGUUGAAUCAAAUAGACACAUGGAGACUGUUGCUCCUCGCCAAGGUUGCGCUCUCUAUUGAUUCUGCUCCACGGGCCCUUCGAUGUUAGUGCUUAUCAACUUGUCUCAGCACAUGUAUUCUAACUCCAGCACUAAAUAUCAACUCCUCAGUUCUUAUUUAUGCAGUUUGAAGCCAGUUUUAGAUGCCUGAUUUUGCUAAAUCUAACGUGUGAUUUAGUAAUGCGACACUUGUACGUUCUUGCCGAAAGGUUUGAGACCCAGCAUAUGAAGGAGUUAAUGUGCUGUUUUAUACUGUUAGGAGUUGUUGCUGAGAUAGGCAGUCGUUGUGUUUUUGAGCACAAGCAUUUAGUUAAACACAAGCGUUAAAAGCAUCUGCAACACAGUAACAAUCCUGAAAAGAAAUUGCAAUUCCAUGAGAAUCUUUGUAUACUUUGAUUGUGUUCAUACUUUAUCAUUUCUGCCUUUGCUUUAUAUUUUUUUUUAUACAAGGAAAAAAAAAACAAACAUCCCUGCCUAUUCAUAGACACCUGUGGGCUUUGUAGAUGCCGUAAGAAAAUUUUUGCGUGACCUAAAUAGCAAGCCUGCUUCUGCUUGUUCCCAAACCUUCUUAUGUUUUCUUCCUUUCUUUUUCUUUUCAGAACUUGCAAUAGUGUGUCUUUGAACAAGAGGCUGCUAGUGCAGUUUAUUUGAUGUGUUAAUUCAGGACCAGCUGUUGUGAGACCAGGAACGAUAUUGCUCAGUCUUAACGUAUUUAAGAUAGUGUUAAAGUCUUGUGAUAUAAUUAGAGUUUUUGAUUUCCAGUGAGCAAAGAGAAAUCAUAAUGCAGGGAAUCUGAGGAACUUUCCUGUUUUCCUUUUUAAGAAAAAAAAAAAUAGUUCAGUUCCUUGCCCAUUUAUUUAAAAGAAAGUCUUAUACCUUUUUGUAUGUAUUCAAAUACAUACCAGCUGUGGAAUAUAAUUCAAAUUUUCCCCCAAAAGCGCAGUGUUUCCUAUGGAUGACUUGCAUAUUUAACUUUUUAGUUUCAUUUGGUUGUGAUUUGCAUCCAGAAAGUAUUAGGUUAUUUAAAAAACUAAAAAAAAAUAAAAUACUACGCAAAGUAACAAUACAGUACAGAAAGUAUGUUUUUGAAAGUAUUUGUUUGACUUUGAAAUACAUGAUGUACAAUUACAAUUGCUGCUGAAUGAUGGCGACAAGCUUGGGAGAAAAGUUAUUUUUUUUCUUUCUUGACUUUAAACGGUGCAUUAUCAAGAAACAAAAUUCUUUUUAGACACCAAAUCUUUCAUAGUGAAGUUUUGCAGGUGGUGCUUUAAUUACAGUGUGUUGGCCAUUCCAUGUGCUGCAAAAUAAACUCUGGACUUUUU